ACCUAUAUAUAGUUCAAAAAUCCUUUCGCCUCGAUAGGAAGUGAGAGCUCCAACUCUGAAUCGAAAGCGAGAAAAACCCAACGCGCAAUUCAUCUGCCAUGAGAGCUGUUCUUCUGAGAACCGGUUCGUACGCCGUCCAGUCUCCCCCGGUCUUCCCCGGUUCGGCCCAAGUUUCUCUCUACCGUCACGACUCCGCCUCCAGCCUAUUCUCCUGCGAGAGGAGCUCCGUUAACUCCCCGAGGACUUCUCUGCAUCUUGAUAUCAAUCGCAGGAGAGACGCUCCGGUCACGGCGAGCGGCAUUCGUAGGGCGUUUUCGGAAAGCGAUGUUAUUCGGUCCGAAGUCCGAUUCUCCAGACUGACCGAGGCCGGAUCUCGAUCUUUUCCGGCGAGAAUACCCGGGGAGGAGUUUCUCUCAGAAAACGACGAUGAUGGAAUCGGAUCGUUGUCAACCAUCGACGGGAUAUGGCCGGAAAUCGGGAUUCCGGUUGAGGAACCGAGUUUCCCCGGCGAUGGGUUCGGUAGAGGAGGGAAGAACCGAGGCGGAGGCGAUGGCGGCAACGGAAUCGGAAACGGCGAGGACCGGAGCAAGAUCGGAGCGUACUACUUGGAAAUGCUAAAGUCAAACCCAGGAGAUUCACUCUUGCUCAGAAACUACGGAAAAUUUUUGCACGAGAUGGAGAAGGAUACGGUGAGAGCGGAGGAGUACUAUGGGAGAGGAAUAUUAGCGAGUCCCGGAGACGGAGAAUUAUUGUCGCUGUACGGGAAGCUGAUAUGGGAUACACAGAGAGAUGGAGAUAGAGCCAAGUCCUACUUCGAUCAGGCCGUUCAUGCCUCCCCUGAUAACUGCACGGUGUUGGGGUUGUAUGCACACUUCAUGUGGGAAGCGGAAGACGAGGAGGAAGAAAGCAUGGGGGCGUCGCCGGCUCUGGCUCCGGCUCUUUAGCUAUUUUUUUCUCUGGAUAUCUUUUUUCAGCCUUAAUGUUGAUAUUUUAAUCUAAUUUUGUAAACAAAAUAGGCGCAGUAUAUGAAUUUUAUAAUAGUUAACAGAGUAA
Molecule: messenger RNA, 1053 nt
Organism: Juglans microcarpa x Juglans regia
Lineage: Eukaryota; Viridiplantae; Streptophyta; Magnoliopsida; Fagales; Juglandaceae
Exons: 3
Coding region: 99-944 (281 amino acids)
Molecular function (GO): protein binding
Source: RefSeq, a predicted model, not a curated record